Messenger RNA from Schistocerca cancellata (South American locust), 437 nucleotides. RefSeq lists its product as uncharacterized. Lineage: Eukaryota; Metazoa; Arthropoda; Insecta; Orthoptera; Acrididae. The coding region runs from base 87 to 437 and encodes 116 amino acids. The transcript has 2 exons. The record is from RefSeq and is a predicted model, not a curated record.
UAUGUUGUGAUUUUGGAGGCGCGAAGUAUGUGAGACUUUAGUAAAUCAAAAUCUGUGUUGUGUCACUGAUUUCUAACGUAUCGAAAAUGACAAGCUUCUUGAAGAGCCCUAGUAGCUACUGCGAAUUCAAAGCCAGGGGCAGGGAUGCAGCUUACCGAUUCAAGAAUGGUUCACCUCAAUUUAAAGAAGUGCUUCGAAUGCGCUGCCACAAGCGAGUGAAACAGGACCGUGGGAAGAUUAUGAACCUCCUCCGAAACUUGCCAAAUGAUGAACUACAAAAUGUUUUAUCAGAUACAAUACGUGAUGAAGUAAUGGAUAUAGUAGAGGCACCUUCAGGAAGUAUGGAUGGAGAUUCUCAGGAGGAAUUUACAAUAGAAAAAGAAGAAGAAACUGUCCAAAAAGAAGGUAAAACGAUUUACUUUUAUUUAAUAUUAUGA